ACUUCUUAAUGCAUAUCAAUCUCGGAUAUCUGUCACUCUUCUGUUCGUCUAUCGUCGAGCUACUACCUAGCUAUUACCUAAUUAGGAUAUAACACAUUAUCGUUCCUCUUCCGUCCCGGCUGCCAUCGAUCGCGGUGCCUCUCGGCACGUCGCUUCUGAGAACGCAAUGGCUGACGAUCAGAACCAUAUCCAGCGAGAACUCCCUAACUUUCAACACCCUUUAGCUGCGAGGAGGAAAAGCAUACCAAGACGUAACACCGAUACCAGACCCUGGGAACCCACCUUAAAAUAUGACCCCAAUAACCCAAACAAAGCCCAUAGGAGAUUCUCCAGUGUUUUAAGGGCUUCCCCUGAGCCUAUACCGGAUCCUACCAACCUACCUACGUCACUUCCCACUUUCGGCGAAGGGAUGGGCAACAGUCAACAACCGGGGCGGGGCUUUGGCGCCGAGGAUCUCAACCGGCUUAAUAUCGCAGGAGACAAUGACAACCUCUCCAACUUAAGUACCGCGUCAGUCGCAUCCACAAGCCUGGCAACUGGCGGUCCAAGUUCGCAUGGUUCAAACGGCUCUGGUAGAAGUGGCAUUACAGAGAGGCCUUUCCAGAACGGAGACAACAUAGGGAAGGCUAAGUCGAGGCGUAAGAGGUUUCCCCAAAGACAACCCAAUGCCCUUAACUUUUUAGAUUCCGACUCCCCUGUUUUGACAGAGGAAAGUAUUCUGAGGUCAGUGGAAGAGGCAGCUCGUCGAUCGCCAACCUCUCUCCAAGGCCAAUCGCCAUCAAUCCGCAGCGCAUCCACUGCGACGACCGGCUUUAGGGACGACGCUUCAGAGAACGUUGGUGAGCAUGAAACCGACCGAAGCACAAGCCCCGAGCGCGGCGUCGAGGAUGGUCGUCCGAAUGGUGGACCUGGGAUGACAUCGGGUCCGAAUAGGAAACGAAGCUAUGGAUUCCCUGACGUCCCGCGCGGGAACUUCGAACGUCCAAAUACACCACCAGCUGAACGCGCUCCACGAGACCCCAAUCGAGGUCGGCCACGACCUGCUCCAGCACCAGAGAGAUUGCCUUUGACGGGCUAUGAGCUGCUUGCCUCGAAGCUUUCUAUUUCGCCAGCAAAUCAAUCUGGCCCGCAUCUCCGACCCAUAUUUCGUCGGUUUGAGAUGUUGAAUCACAGAUUGUUGCUUUAUCUACAGGAUGAGAUUUGCGAAUUAGAAGAGCAACUCCGUCGACUUGACGCGGCGGAUACGCAGAAUCGGCGCAUACCAGGGCCGGAUUCCUUCUUCCCGGCGUCACGAAGAGCAGAGUAUAUGGCGGGUGGUGAGCUCUAUUGGCAUAAGACCGAUAUCCUCGGAAAGAUUGGAUUUAAGUUGGAACAAUACAACCGCCUACUAUCGUCGUGUAGAGAAACGCAAGGGAUGCCAGUUCCGUCGUUGGAGGAUAUCCAUGAAUAUCGCAGCUACCUUGCGACUCACGCUCCUAUCGCCGAGAUCGAGAGCCGUUUUCUUGAUAUAUCAGAUGAUCUAAUAUGCGUUAGCGAUGAGUACCAGGAGGUAGUCGAGGACGAACCAAUUCCAACUCCAAUCCCACAUCCAGGUUUCACUAUGGCAGAGCCUCGAGCCGUGUCUCCUAUUAGGUCUCGACCUGUCUCACCUUAUCAACAAGACAGGCCUGUCUCACCAUAUCGGCAAGAUCGGCAAGAAGGCAGCGUCAUAACCGUCGACACGGUAUACGAUGACAAUCAAGUCAUACUAUUGUCUAUAGCGGUCACAGUAGCUGUUAUCCUUCCCAUCUUGACGUUCUUAAUCAUUCCAGGAUACCCUGGCAGGUUGACGGUGGUUAUUCUAGUCGGCCUCGGUAUUCUAGGAGCUCUCUUCCAAGGGCAGAUAGUGGCUAUUCGCACCUGGGAGCUCCUCACCUGCGUCGGUCUUUAUGGCGCUGUGAUGGCCGUUAUCGCGGGGAUUGUGUAAUCGGCAUGUUUAUUGUGUUCAGGCGCGAACAUAACUAAGACAAGUUAAUGUCUAAUUUUUAUAUCGACCUACCUACUGUCUCUACAGACAUACAGGGGAUUGGGAUAUAUAUCGGAUUAUGUCAUAUGUUAGGGAAAUAUGGGGUUAGGAGGAAACUGGCCAUGUUGACAACGCUCUUUGGAACAUUUACUUGUAUAAGAAUUUGCAGGAAUGG
Molecule: messenger RNA, 2180 nt
Organism: Annulohypoxylon truncatum
Lineage: Eukaryota; Fungi; Ascomycota; Sordariomycetes; Xylariales; Hypoxylaceae
Exons: 3
Coding region: 167-1966 (599 amino acids)
Source: RefSeq, a predicted model, not a curated record